CUUCAUUCCAAUCAUUAGCUGCAAAUGCAAAGUUUGCCCAUUGUUAAUUCUUUGAAAAGUGAACAACAGCUUAGAUAGUUCUGGAACACGAUCUUGAUUAAAUAAUAAUUUGUGUCAACGAAAUGAAAAACCAUUUUCAACUUUUGCUGGCAAUAUGUUUAAGUUUGUUUGCUAGAAUAAAUACAGAGCAAUUGUAUUUUGGACAUAGAAUCAGAACGGACAUAACAAGUUAUGAGUUAACAUUUUACGCGUUCGAAAUGACGCCAAUGCGGAAUAUUGAGAACUGCGUUGAAUCGUGCAAGUCAAAGAAACAAUGCAAAAUUAUUAAUUAUGACCAUAAGGCAAAGCUUUGCUAUCAUGUAGGCUCUGACAUUAAUGAGGAAUUCUUUCAGGAAGAUUUUGUGGAGGAGAAACCAGUAUUUAGUUACGGGGUUAAAAGAGAAUGGAAUAUGAAGGGAUAUGAACAAUGUGAGAGCUGCUAUGAAGUUGGCGUCUGUAGUCAGAAUGGAGCUCCUGCUGUCCCCAAGUGUCAAAACUCCGGUUGCAGACUUCCUGUAGAGAAAAGCAAUGCUUUCUACAGAGGAAACCUCUUCUCAAUCGGAAAUAAAGUUGAGUACAAAUGUCAAGCUGGAUACAAAAGUAAUGUGACCGAUCCUCUGACAAUAACUUGUCUACAAAAUGGAUCGUGGAGUGAUCUUGUGUUCAGAUGUUUGCCUGAAUCUGUUUUCGGAAGUAACGUCCAUGAGAAAGGAAACAACUAUUAUAAAGUAAAUCUGAAGAAGCAAAAUUGGGAUGAGGCAGAUGCUGAAUGCCAAAGAAUGAAGUUACAUCUAGUGUAUAUAAAGUCGGAAGCAGAGCAGAAAUUUAUAGAGGAAAUUAUACCCGAACCCUACGGUAACGUGUGCUUUUGGAUUGGUGGCGUUCGAACAAGCGAUGACAAGUUUGAAUGGCUUGAUGGAGAACAGAUCACCGAGUAUCAAUGGGAUAAAGAACAGCCAAACAAUAUAGACGGCCAGUAUUGCAUCACUCUUAACCCAGGAACUUACAAAUGGAACGACAGAGGGUGUAGCAGUUACUGUUAUUCUGUAUGUGAGCUUUUAUAGCCGUGAGUUAAAGGACACGUGUUUGCAUGAAUACGCCCUCCAGUCAAAUAUACAUUAUCUUAUUACCUCCCGCUUUUUAAGAGGAGUUUUUUUGUUUAUUUUUCUUAGGAUCAGAUGAUGUUAUUAAUAAACAGAUCCAAAUGGUUUGUUUGACGAACACCCCAUGCACUUGUCCAAUGACAUGUUCAACGAGAUAAAAGAUAUUUCAUUUAUUUCUUAAUUUUUUUUCAAUUUUAUGAUAAUCCUAAAUUGCAUAUUUAAAAAGAUAUGUACUAACGUCAAACCUGUCAUACUUAGUCUUAUUGUAUAGUCGUAACAAUAAAGAAAUAAGAUUGUUUCGGUUCAAUGCUAAACUAUUAGUAGAGAUAGGACGGGAAUAUUAAUCCAUUUUCCUCAUCAAACAGCUAUCAGCUAUUCGGGCCAUACGAAAGAGUGAGCUUAUGAUAACUUUUCGAUAUAGUUAAGGUAUAAUAAAGGGAGCAACGGUUUUCCUGGAGUGAAAAAAAACGUCUCUUCAUAUUGACGUUAUGCCAUCGUCUUUGACUUAUCAUGCGUACAGAAAUAACUUUUGACGUAGGACACUUUUAUUAUUGAUAAUUGUUCAUGAAUGUAUUUCUAAAAAAAUAACAAACUCCACAUGAUGCGUGUGGAUCCAAUCUGCGGACACCGAGGUCAUUUUCGAUUGCGAAACAAGUUCUGGCAACAUAUAAUGCAGUCAAGAAAUUAUAUCAUAUGUUAAAUAUUGAUGUAAUGGGCAAGUGGCUAAAUUCAAUAAAUAAAUUGUCAUUGUCAUGUA
Messenger RNA from Ruditapes philippinarum (Manila clam), 1899 nucleotides. Its product is annotated as neurocan core protein-like. Gene Ontology annotation, molecular function: carbohydrate binding. The record is from RefSeq and is a predicted model, not a curated record. Bases 123 to 1103 code for a protein of 326 amino acids. Gene Ontology annotation, biological process: biological process involved in interspecies interaction between organisms. Gene Ontology annotation, cellular component: external side of plasma membrane. NCBI's taxonomy places the organism in Eukaryota, Metazoa, Mollusca, Bivalvia, Venerida, Veneridae. The transcript is spliced from 6 exons.